Gymnogyps californianus (California condor) is the source of this 993-nucleotide messenger RNA. RefSeq names its product basic salivary proline-rich protein 3-like. Bases 1 to 993 code for a protein of 330 amino acids. Lineage: Eukaryota; Metazoa; Chordata; Aves; Accipitriformes; Cathartidae. The transcript has a single exon. The record is from RefSeq and is a predicted model, not a curated record.
AUGAUUUCCCGUGACCUGUCACUCCGAUCACAGCAACGUAACAGGGUUUCAGUUUCGGUCAGCUUGCCUGCAGAAACGACAGCUUCGACCCCAACACCCCGAGCCGUUUCCACGCUGCUCUGCUCCUCUGGAAAGGCGGCGCAAGCACGGCACCUUCGCAAGGCCGUUGCCUGCCCGGCACCUGCCCUGCCCAGGAUCGGCCCUCGGCGCUGCCACGCUCACAGCGGCAGGCGGCGGCUCCAUCCUGCCGCCCUGCCCGGGGACAGUAGCCAUGAGCGGGGACGCCCUGAGCGGCCUGUUUCCACUUCCAGUCAAGCAGCACCCCUGCCUCCCCUCAGCGCCGGCUCGGGAGCUCCCGAGGGCAGAACCCACACGAGGACACCCCCUCAACAGCCCCCCCCCCCCCGCCCCGCACACACACACACACACGGCUCCCGGUCUGAGGGGGCCCCGGCUGAGCCGGAAGAGCAGAGCGAGCGCUGCCCAGCCCGGCGGCGGCAGCGGCCCGCAGCAGACGGGGAGAGGCGCGUUAAGCGCAGCGGCCUCCAGGCCCGGGUCGCGCUGCCCCUCGCGCACCGCCCCCAACCCGGGAUGGGGCACGACGAGAGGGGCUGCCCAGGAGCAAUGGGAGGCCUACGGGCCGCCUCGGGGAAGGGGCCGCCUCGGGGAAGGGGCCGCCACCCGCCCCGCCGCCCUCGCCUCGCCUCGCCUCACCCGCCGUCCGCCGCGGCCGCGCUCUCUCACCCGCUUCUUCCACCGCGGCUCGCGACCCCCUCCCCCCCACCCCCCGGCAGCCAAUCCGCGGCCGGCCCGGCGCCAGCCCGACCAAUAGUCGCCGCGCCCGCGGGAGGCGGGACCUCGAGUGCCCUCCGCAAGGCUGCGGCGCGGCGACCUACCCGGCAGCCACUGGGCCCGGAGGAGACGGGUGAAAUCGCCCCGCCCGCCUCGCCCACUGUGACCGCCGGGUCACGUGACCGGCCCCCCCUCCAAUAA